This is a messenger RNA of Morone saxatilis (striped sea-bass), 3435 nucleotides long. It is a transcript of the gene mfsd6l, whose product is annotated as major facilitator superfamily domain containing 6-like. The record is from RefSeq and is a predicted model, not a curated record. Gene Ontology annotation, cellular component: membrane. NCBI's taxonomy places the organism in Eukaryota, Metazoa, Chordata, Actinopteri, Moronidae.
GUUCAGACAGCAACAGGUGCCCUCCGCUCAAACCCCCCCUCAAAAAGACCGACUCGUGGAUGAAAUGCAGGAAUUCCAGGUGGAAAAUGACCGGUAGAAAAGUUUGAAGAACUUUGUGGCUGAGGUCAAAAGGUGCUCCAUGUGAGGAGAGAGCGUGACCUGCUCGCAGUCAUGAAGAGGAACAAGCAGAUCGACGUCAGGCGCGCCCUCGCGCUGGCCGGCACCUUUAACUUCCUGUGCUCCUGUUCCAGAGCCUGCCUGCUCCCCUUCCUCACCCUGUACUUCAGACAGCUGGGUCUGACUCCAGCGAUGACGGGCAUCGUCAUGGGAACUAAACAUCUCAUAUCGGUGGUCUGGAGCCCCGUCGCGGGCGCGCUCUCCAAACACUACGACAAGAGGCGAGUGGUGAUAAACGGCUCUCUGGUGUGUUCGGCGGCGGUCGCUCUGGUUCUUCUGCUCAUCCCAACUACAGAUGUGAACACACAGACCGGCGCCUGCAACGCGUCUGAUCUGAGCAGCGGCCCAACCCCAAAUGUGGGUGGUAACCUGCUCACGAGCAGCGUCGGACCGUCCAUAUUGUCCCCUACGACUCAACCUAAAAUCAACACAGCUCUUGUUUCCCAGUCUGGCGUCACUUUGCCUACAGAGACACUUCCUGACACUGAAUCUGCUCCCGUUGUGACGAGCAAAACGUCACUUCAUCAGCCUGAUGGAGAGAAAUCGCACCCUCCGCCGUCACAAGAGAACACAGUCAACAAGAGUGCGGGGGAACCAAAGAUCAGUGGUUCCGUCGUACACCGGCCCACCAGCUCUGCGGCGGCUCCACUGAGACACAAGAGGUCCGAGUCCAAAUCAGAGUCAGGAGAACAGCACGGAGAAAAGACAACAGAGGAGGAUGACAGGGAGGGCAACUUUGACUUUCUGGGCAGCCUGAAGGUGAUGGACCCUCUGCACCAGCUCUUCUUCUUGAUACUCAUCACUGUGUCGGUGUGGGAGUCUUCGUCAGCCCCUCUGGAGUGGGCCGCAGACGACGGGCUGUACGAAUAUCUAGACUACGCAGACGCUUCGGACCGCUACAGCAGCACCAGGGUGUGGGGUUUGCUCGGAGCAGCGUGCGGGGUCGGAGGAGCGGGGUUGCUGGUGAGCCAGUUGAGCUGUGUCAUAGCCGGGCACACCUCCCGGAGCGCGGUGCAUUUCUACUGCUACGCCGGCGUGGCCGCUCUGGCCCUGCCUGCGGCCACCUACCUCCCUCUCUACCUGAAUAAGAAGCGAGACAGGGCCAACGGGCUCCUCAAAGCCAUGCAGCUGGUGCGUGGCUCACCCCGCGCUCUGCUCUGCGCAGUCACGACCCUGUCGGUCGGGGUGGCAGGGUCCGCCGUGGAUAACUUCCUCCUGUGGCAGAUGCAGGAUCUCGGGAGCACCGAGCUGCACAUGGGUCUGUCUCUAGCCCUCGCUCUGCUCUCGCAGGCUGCCUUCCCUCUGCUGGCUGGCCGAGUGUCCAAGCUCCUCAGCCCGGGAAGGGUGCUCGCUGUGGGGGCCGCGAGUCUCGGGUUUCAGUGCUUCUAUUACUCCUUCCUCUGGGGGCCGUGGGCUGCGCUGCCUGCUCAGGUAUUGAGCUGUUUUAGCAGUGGGGCCCUCUGGUGGGCUGUGAAGGUCCAGUGUGAGGAUGUCGCCACACCGGGGGCUGAGAGGAGUGUGAGGAGGAUCUACAGUGCGCUUUCUCUGCGCCUGGGGAGCGCGUUGGGGAGCGUUGCAGGUGGGUUUGUGGUGCAGAGGUUCGGGCUGACGUGGCUGUUCAGAGGAGCGGCAGUGGGUCUUUUGCUGUGGUGUGUGUGUCUGCCUCUGCUCCAGUGGAAAGCCCCUCGCCAGCGCAGGAUUAACUAUUCUCGCCUUUUGGCGGCUGAUGCAAGUGAAGCCAGUGACUCUGAGUCUGAACAGGAGAGAGACUGGCUUGAUAAAGCCAUGGAAGAAGACAGAGGCAAUAACAACAAUGGACGGAGGAUAAAGCACUAAAAGAGAGCAGAGAGAUAGUCCCUAGAUAGAAGGGACGUACCUUCACAAAAUCAAAUCAUAGAAUCAUUUCUAUCAAUAUGGAAAUAAGAAUUAUCAUUCCCCACCAGGUUUCAACUCUCAGGUACAGACAUGUCACUCUUUAUCAUCAAGUAGCAUACUCCAGAGUGGGAUCGCUGAUUUCCUUCAAGUUUAAUUAAAGAAUUCAGUGUUGUGGCAUUCCAGCUGUCUUGCCAUUUUAUCAGUCUGCAGUUAAAGUGUCGGCUGCACUGAUGGACUUCAUCUCCGAGCCACCUGAGCCUUUACAAAACACAUUUGCAUAAGCAAUCAUUGCUUUAUAAAGCAAACAAAGGAGCAAGAUUAUGGGUGGGCAGAAGAAGGACUCUGUACCACCAGGCGAGUUCAGCAGCUUACUGUAUGCAUCAUGACAAUAGAAACACCGGAGCUUCUUACUAGGAAUGUAAACACAAGACGUGUGCACAAGGUGAGGCUGAACUAGACUGGCAACCACCACACCCAGUUUGUUUAUCUUCUGCUAAAGUCACUGCAAUGACUUUUUUGCCAUUCACUGUGUCUGCGGCCUCACUCGGACUCCAGACUGUGUGAGCUGAUAAAAUGAUUCGAUAUGAGCCCUGUGUUGUGCAGUUGUGAGCUGAUGCAUGCGGAACAUCAGGAAGCAACUGUGUUUGUCUAACCCAUGUUUCAAAGGGAGUCUGCUGAACAUACCUCAUGUCAAAUGGGCCAUUUUGACCUAUUAGGAAACAAGUUUUGACACGUGUUUAUGCACUAUCAAUAUCAAAUGAAUGCUGAUAUAAAAGGCUCCCUGACUUUCUUUUGUGCAGAAAGUUCAUGUAUGUAUAUGUUACCUGAGUACUGUGAAGAGUAAUCUAACCACGCUAACAGAAUGAACCCCUUUGUAUUGUCGAAGCACCUGAUGCAUGACUCCAGCAUCAGCUCUUCUUGAGUAUUUGCAAUAAAUAAAAAUAUUUAUGCUGACACUUACAUUCCAUAUGAUACCAGCCGCCAAAAUAAAUGUUUGUUUUAGAUCCAAGUGAUCUAAAGACACGGAUCUCCCUCUGCUUUUUACACCCAGUGGACUCAGUAUGUACCAGGGUGUGGGACACUGCUACCCACGGCACAGUGGCAGCUCCUUUCCAUUUUAUACUUUUUAUUUAAAAGCUUUAGUUGUUUUUUAUACCCUUAAACCAUGUAUCCCCAAAUUUGUUAUCAACUGAAUGAUUAAGUGUUCCUUUAAGAGUUCAGGAAAGGUCUCCUAAGCUAAAUAAACUAUUUAAAACUCAUUGUCACAAAGCUGGAAGUCAGGGUUGUUUUUAUUAUCUUAUGAAGCUUUUCAGAGAUGCAUGGUGCUUAAAGGACAGUGACACUACAAACAUAUAAAGUUCUUAUAGAAUAUGAUGCAUUGCU